Molecule: messenger RNA, 744 nt
Organism: Erpetoichthys calabaricus (reedfish)
Lineage: Eukaryota; Metazoa; Chordata; Cladistia; Polypteriformes; Polypteridae
Exons: 4
Coding region: 94-744 (216 amino acids)
Source: RefSeq, a predicted model, not a curated record
CUUCAUCCAGAAGAAGAGCUAACUGGAGACAGUUGCAGAGAUGCAGUAUUUUUCCUGACUCAUUGCUCAGAUAAAGUACUCAUUUAUGAGAAAAUGAGAAAAACAUUUCAAUACCACCAGCAACUGGUGCAUGACCCAGAGAAAAUGACAUCUGUACUUUCCAUCUUUCCAAGAUUUCUGGAUACAAAAGGCUUGGUAAAUCAAGAUUUCAGUCUUUUAUUUGGCUCUGACAUAUCUUCCAAAUUGCUUGAGAAAUGGGAUACCUGCUUUAAGUUUAAGAUUAUUACAGAAGCAAGAUCUCUGACAGGUCAGAUGGCUGAUUUGAAUAUUCUGCUGAAGUGUGCAGUAUCUCCCUUUGAAUGUGAAGAUCAUGAAUCAUCAGGGUUUAUUGGUUGGGAUGCAGACAUGGCCUCAAUUUUAUUAUUAGUCUAUCUUUUGCCACCACCGGCUGGAGGAAAAAAGGUGGCAAAAAUCACCACUAGUGGGGCAGUUGACCAUAUGGCACAGUUUCAUAAGUCGUGCUGCAGUAUUGAUGAACACCUCAGCCAAAAUGAAGGUCGCCAGCCUUACCUUCUGGCAGUAGGAACAACAAAUGCCAAGAUCCAUGACUUUAAUAUUGUCCUGGAUAGACAACUUAUCAACUUAUACUCUACGCUGAUCAAAGAAGGAUCCUACAGCAACUUAGUUAAAAGGGCAAUUCCACGGCGCGGGACGGACCGCAGAACAUUGCUCCACAUCUGCUAA